Rubroshorea leprosula is the source of this 435-nucleotide messenger RNA. NCBI's taxonomy places the organism in Eukaryota, Viridiplantae, Streptophyta, Magnoliopsida, Malvales, Dipterocarpaceae. The record is from the annotation of a GenBank genome assembly.
ACCUCCGAGGUCAAUUAGCUCGUAUACAGAAAUGGCAUCUGCCUUUGCCACUAAGUUUUCCAGUAGAAGGUUGAUUAGGAAAACUACUUCUCAGUUGAUGAGGGUUAAACAGAGGGAUGGAGAAUCUCUGAAGAACUAUAUGAGCAGAUUUAAUGACGCAGUUUUGGAGGUUAGUUCUUUUGAUCAAGCUAUGGGAAUAGCCGCUGUGAUCGCUGGUCUCAAGCAUGACAGGUUUAGAGACAGUUUGAUCAAACAUGCUGCCACCACCUUUAGCAAGGUGAAUGAUCGGUCUCUUAAGUUUAUAACCGUUGAGGAGUAUGCCUUGGCGCAAAACCCACCCCCUCUAAGAAUCAGAACCCAGAAUGGAGGGAUGACAAUCCGAGCCGGAAAAGGAUGAAGAUGGCACAAAACCGAGGUCCGAUGUUGACCUCCCCA